AACCUGCAUUCUUAAAGAAUAGGGUAAAGAAACUCUUUUUUCAUAGUGAUUCUAAUCCAGUUUUGAAAAAAGAAAAAGAGAAAAAAAAAAACAAUUAGAAUCUUCAAAACUGAAUUAGAAUCAUUAAAAAAAAAAAACCUGGAACAUUCUAGUAGAAGAAAAUGCUAGAGAAAGGUGACGUGUCGCAUUCUAAUUCAGUUUUAAAAUUUAGCUUAUCGCAGGCGACAUCACGCGGUUAUUCUGGUGCCUUCUCUUCUAGUACUUCCGAUUCAUCUUCUCGGACGUUCUAAAUUUUUGCUUUCAUCAGGGAACAACGCAUAUAAGAUGCAGAGGGGAAAAGAUGGUAGAAAUGACCCAUUGGGCGAGCAAUUUGGGGCUUUACCAGGGUUUGGUGGCUUUGGAUUCCAAAGAACUAUGAUGCCUGGUCUAUUUGGAGGAAGGGAUCCUUUUGAUGACCCAUUUUUCACUCGUCCAUUUGGUGACAUGUUUGAUGGGAGAGAUUUUGUUUCUCGUGAUGCAGCUCGGACUAACAGCGCUAAUGGAAUUGUAAUACAAGAACUGGAUUCUGAUGAUGAUGAGGAAGGAAAAGAAGAAAAAGGCACCUCUGCCCAGUCUAUGCCAAGCAAAGAACCAUCUGUUGAGCAUCCAGAUGACAAUCCUAAUGUUUAUCCAGAGGAGGAAAAGAUUCAGAAUUUGAAUGUUAGGAAUGAAGGAACCAAAUCAGAGGCUCGCACUUUUGGUUUUCAGACCUGCAAAGUUACGUAUGGUGGUGUAGAUGGAGCUUAUUACACUUCUUCAAGAACCCGAAGGACAGGAAAUGAUGGCGUGGUGCUUGAGGAGAGCAAAGAAGCAGAUAAGACAACAGGUCAAGCAAAACAUAGGAUUACUAGAGGGAUAAAUGAUAAGGGCCAUUCAGUUACAAGAAAACUUAAUGCAGAUGGUAAGGUGGACACAAUGCAAAUGUUACACAAUUUGAAUGAAGAUGAGCUUGCCAGUUUUGAUAAGGCUUGGAAUGGUAAUGUGAAAGGGAAUUUGCCUGGUUGGAAUGAUGGAUUCCGUAUGCAUGGAAAUGCUGGAUCUAGCAGUGAUGAACAGAAAGGGAGGGCACUGUGGGAAGGACGGACACUACCAUCUAAGGAACAUAUCCAGAAUGCUGGGGGAAGAGCAGAUGUUGAAGCUGGGACAAAUUCUUAUGGGGGUAGGACCAAGAAGGUUAAUAGAAUUAACAUAGAAUGAAUAUGAAUACAUGUUGAGCUUCGUGUUUGCAGUUUCACCUAUUAAUUAGUCCUGUUGUAGCAAUGGUACCUCUCCCUAUCCAGUAUUUGUCAUAAUUUAUGUAACCAUAGGACCACAUCAUAGACCUUGCAAGGGUGAGAGGAAUGAACAUGGCUUGGUGGUUUGGUUAUUUUGCUCUCUUUGAAGUUUGAAAGAUAAUACAUGAUCUGUGUGUUA
This is a messenger RNA of Rubroshorea leprosula, 1452 nucleotides long. NCBI's taxonomy places the organism in Eukaryota, Viridiplantae, Streptophyta, Magnoliopsida, Malvales, Dipterocarpaceae. The record is from the annotation of a GenBank genome assembly.